This is a messenger RNA of Trichoderma atroviride IMI 206040, 954 nucleotides long. RefSeq lists its product as uncharacterized. The record is from RefSeq and is a predicted model, not a curated record. Gene Ontology annotation, biological process: protein folding; protein complex oligomerization; response to salt stress. NCBI's taxonomy places the organism in Eukaryota, Fungi, Ascomycota, Sordariomycetes, Hypocreales, Hypocreaceae.
CAUCACAACAAUCGACGCAACAGCAACAGCUUCAUGCAAACCUGCAAAGCACCUCUUCGCAACAUACUUUCUCGCAACAGCCGCACUCUAAAGCCCUCUUCUCUAAGACCACUCGCAACCACACCAACUCGCAAAAUGUCUCUCUUCCAGCGCAACUUUUACUCUCCCGAGGCUUCCUUCACGCCUCUCUUCCGCCUCCUCGAGGAUUUUGACAACUACUCCCGACAAGAUAAUGGCACCGCCCAAGGUCGCCGCACUGGCCUCGCCCACUGGCAGCCCAAGUUUGACGUGCGCGAGACCGACUCUGCCUACGAGCUCCACGGCGAACUGCCCGGCAUGAGCAAAGAAAACGUGAGCAUUGAAUUCACAGACUCUCAGACCCUGCACGUCAAGGGCAAAGUCGAGAGGACCUACACCUCCGGCACUCCUCCCGCCGGUGCCCUAGAGGGCAGCUCCAACGCCGGCACCAUCACCGACGGCAAGGAAGAGUCAAAGGCGGCUUCUCACAAGCCCACCGUCCAAGACGCAAACGAAGACGGCACCCCCAAAGAAGGCGAGGGCCAAGUCGCAACGACCUCUGAGGAGAAGAAACCCGCCGACUCUGCCAAGUACUGGCUCACCGAGCGCAGCGUUGGCCAGUUUUCACGCACCUUCAACUUCCCUUCUCGUGUCGACCAGGAUAACGUCUCGGCCAAUUUCAAGGACGGCAUCCUGAGCAUCACUGUUCCCAAGGCUGCCAAGCACGAGCCGCGACGCAUUGCUGUCAACUAAAUUCACUCAUUAAAAAGCAACGGAUUCUAUCAAACGACAAAAUUUUGAUGUUAUGAUGCAUGGGCUAGGAGUUUUGGAGUCGAAUUGAAGAGCGAUGGAGGUGGAAGAUAAUAGCCACUCAUUUACAGUAUAAUAGCUGUCAUUACAUAUAGUUUUUAAUUAAAAAAACACAUUCGUUAAACC